Messenger RNA from Coregonus clupeaformis (lake whitefish), 1239 nucleotides. Its product is annotated as transcription cofactor vestigial-like protein 2. Gene Ontology annotation, biological process: regulation of transcription by RNA polymerase II. Gene Ontology annotation, cellular component: nucleus. The record is from RefSeq and is a predicted model, not a curated record. Bases 226 to 1140 code for a protein of 304 amino acids. NCBI's taxonomy places the organism in Eukaryota, Metazoa, Chordata, Actinopteri, Salmoniformes, Salmonidae. The transcript is spliced from 4 exons.
CACAGCUGUUGUCGCGUGGCGUAGUGGAGAUCGCGCUCUGGGGUGAUAUUAUGUCAAGCCUCGUGCUGCUUGCUGCGCAUUGCCACUGACCGAGCUAGAGCGCCUUGCCUAGUUCGUUUCCUUGCUGCUAGCGAGCAGAAUGUUGUCGCUCUGUCACAACGUUGGUUUCCAUACGACAGUGCUACACUUCCCUUCCCUGACCCGAGAGGACACCGUUCCAUUACCAUGAGUUGUUUGGAUGUUAUGUACCCAGUCUAUGGACAUUACGCACCGUACGCGCCAGCCGCUCCCGCGUUCAUCAACAACUUCAAGGCACCAAUCUGUCUGAGGAGCACCUCUCCUCACUGCAGAGACUUCAUGAUGGAAAGCAGGGGGACGCAAAGGGGUCCCGAGGGGGUGUCGGCGGGCACCAGCAGGGUCUCUUCCUCCUCUUCCUCUUCCUCAUGUCCCUCCGCCACGCGACCGGAGGAAGGCCCUAAGGAGAAACAGGAAAUGCCCGAGGCUGAGUACCUGACGUCACGUUGCAUCCUCUUCACGUACUACCAAGGGGACAUCAGCAGUGUGGUGGACGAACACUUCUCCAGGGCUCUCAGCUCCUACAUGGAGGGAGAGGGCAAGAGGAGGGCAUCGGACCUGGGCACAGACACCCCUUCACCCAGCAGUCGUCGCAGCUUCCCCCCCUCCUUCUGGGAUAGCAACUACCCCUCCCCCCAGUGUCGCUCCCACUGCGAGCCCAGAGCACCCACCUAUUCCAUGGACCCCUACGCUUCCGGACUCCACCCGGGCCUUCCUCACCCCCACGCUCACACUCACCCCCACCCCCACACUCACCCCCACUCGCACCUGCACCCAUCAGAGGGGUGGGGCUACGCACAGAGCCAAGCCUACGGGCCCCCCAGGCCCCUCCAUGAACUCUACUCCCCCAGCGGCCUGGAGCCCCACCUCCCCUACGGCCCCCUGCUUAUGCCCACGGUGCGGCCCUCCCACCUGGGCACCCUCCCCGGACACCACCCCUACGAUGUCAGAAAGCUGGACUCCACUGCCCCCUGGCCGGGCCUGCUGCCCCCAGGAGAGAUGGCCAUCAACAUGGACGCAGGCCUCCAGCAUCACAAGAAAGGGAAGGAGCUGUACUGGUUUUAACGACCCUCCUCAUCCGUCGCCAUCGACCAGACAUUACCAGAUCCAAUUAGGACCUCUGGAACUGUACCAUUGAAGCGCCCCCUCCUCCCCCUCCUCCCC